UUCUGAUCCGCAGGAGCAGCACAGCUACGUCUACUGCCAUGUUCACCAAGGUCGUCCUCUUCUGCCUCGUCGCCAUUGCCGCUUCGGCUCCCACUGAGGAUUAUCCACCUCAGCCAUACAGCUUCAACUACGACACUACUGAUGAGUUUGGAACCCGGUUGACCCGCGAGGAGUCCAGUGACGCCAACAACAACAAGGUCGGCUCCUACGGCUACACCGACGCCAACGGCAUCUCUCGUACUGUCAAGUACACCGCUGACGCCGAGGGCUUCCACGUGACCAUCGAGACCAAUGAGCCAGGAACCAAGAGCUCCAACCCAGCCGAUGCCUUGUACACCUCUAGCGCCGUCGAGGUUGCCCCAGCCCCAGCUGCUGCCAUCGUCUCCAAGCCUGCUGUCACCGCUGUGAAGCCCGUGGCCGUGCAGGACGCCCCAGCCACCGUCACCGUCCACGCCACCCCGGUCGUUCACGCCACACCUGUUGCCGUACACGCUGUUCACCCAGCUCAGUUGGCCGUGGCCAGCGCACCACUUGCCAUCGCCCACCAGGUGUCUCCAGUCGCCGUCGUCCACCCAGCUCCUUUUGCCAAGAGCGCUUAAGAAGUACACGACAAACAUCAUCCACCGACAAUGAAGUGGAGUGGCCACAGGCCAGCAAGAAAUCAGCACCUCUAUGAAUUGGCGAAACCUUCCCGAACUUCUGCCAUAGGUAUUUUUUGGCUCGGAAAGUCCGCAUCUAGUCUUUCUCGAGUCUCGUUAUUGUCAUAUAGAUGUAUGUUAUUGUCAUAUAGAUGUAUGUCAUUCGUUUAUCAGAGAAUUCAUACCGUUGUUGCCGUUUUCGCCAGAAUAAAUAUUGAUGUUACAUGUAGCUGAAA
Molecule: messenger RNA, 874 nt
Organism: Rhipicephalus microplus (southern cattle tick)
Lineage: Eukaryota; Metazoa; Arthropoda; Arachnida; Ixodida; Ixodidae
Product: cuticle protein 16.8
Cellular component (GO): chitin-based extracellular matrix
Molecular function (GO): structural constituent of chitin-based larval cuticle
Source: RefSeq, a predicted model, not a curated record